Molecule: messenger RNA, 1153 nt
Organism: Anastrepha ludens (Mexican fruit fly)
Lineage: Eukaryota; Metazoa; Arthropoda; Insecta; Diptera; Tephritidae
Exons: 2
Coding region: 186-980 (264 amino acids)
Source: RefSeq, a predicted model, not a curated record
CUUAUCGGUUGACAUAGUUUUGUGAAAUUCAUACGACGAGCCACAACUUGCCCGCCGCCGCAACUUCAUCAACACCAAAAGUUUAUUAAAAGCCGCAGACUUGGCGAACGCAGUCAUCCCGUUGGAGGCAACUACAGCCGAAAAAAUUGCGAAAUUGCGUAAAAGGCAAAAACGGACAGUGCAAAAUGUUAAAAUUGGCAACAGCAGUUCUUAUUUUCGCCGCCGGCCUGCAUUUGGCGAUGCCACAACUGCCGCCCAGCGCAGCGCUACCAUCCCACCAGGGUUUGGCACGUUUGCUAUUCACCUCGCGAAUUACGGCGCUGAAUCCACAGGUGUCGGUGGCCUGUUUCACCGAUUAUAUAGCCCAUUCGAGUGCCAUCGCCAAGGCCUACAGUCGAGACUACAAAAGUUGCCUGCUCGAAGCGAGCGAGGAACACAAACGCAUUGAUGGUGAUUCGGUGGUGGAGCGGCGCGAAAUUGUGGAAGCUUCCGAGACAGUUUGUAGAACUUUACGCAGUUGUAAUGAGCAUAAUAGUACGUUGGAACUCUUCAACUGUCAUACGAAAAUUGGCACCAACAACACAAAAUCCACGUAUAGCAUUUCGGGCAAUGCCUCUCAGUAUGCCACUGUACUGCAAGAACGUUAUCGCCUAAUCGAUUUGCAUCAUCAACAAUGUGGACACGGCGCCGAACGAAGAUAUGUAACAGAUACUGCCAACAAUUACAACUACUUGCAGAGUUGUCUAGAUGGGCGCGUUAAGCCACGUCCACUACCUACUACAGCAGUGCCAGCAAUAAGUUCAACAACAACUACGCCCACCACCCCCUCCACGACUACAACUACAACCACCGAAGCACCAGCGCCAUUGCAGUCAUCCACCACAAUAGCACCCCCGGUGGCCAUCGAUGAGCUGAUGACCACUGAGCAAAACCAAGGCAUUCAAGCACAAGUUGCACAGAUUUUAAACUUGUUAAAUUAACCUCCGGUAGAUUUAAGCGAUUCUUCGGGGGUUAAGUACAAGGGGGACAGGGAUGACAGCAAUUGGCAACGCCUUACAAGUUGAAAUUGUAAAUGAGAAAAAAAAGAAAAAUGAAAUAAUAGAUUGUAAAUGUUAAAGAAAAUACUUUUAGCAAAUUUACAUGAAAAUCAUGG